This is a messenger RNA of Chelonus insularis, 4566 nucleotides long. RefSeq names its product adenylate cyclase type 10-like. Lineage: Eukaryota; Metazoa; Arthropoda; Insecta; Hymenoptera; Braconidae. Gene Ontology annotation, cellular component: cytoplasm. The transcript has 26 exons. The record is from RefSeq and is a predicted model, not a curated record. Gene Ontology annotation, molecular function: adenylate cyclase activity. Bases 1 to 4566 code for a protein of 1521 amino acids. Gene Ontology annotation, biological process: intracellular signal transduction; cyclic nucleotide biosynthetic process.
AUGCUAGAAUAUGAUGAUGAUUUAAACCAAAGGUUAAAAAUGAUUGCAAUGAUAUCAAGAAGGUUAACAAAAAAUAGUGACAAAAAGAAAUCCGAACUUCAAAGAAUUGAAAAACAUACUGAAAUAUUUGCUUCAAUGUGUCCAGAUGAAAUUCUAGAUCACUACAAUGAUUAUAAUACUAGAGAAUAUUAUACAACACUGAUGCUUGGAGAUAUAUCUGGCUUUACAGAGUUAGCUGAAAAAUAUACAACAUCUGGAAAAAGUGGACCAUCGAAAAUAACAGAAACUUUGAAUAGUUAUAUAGGACCUAUGAUUCAAGAAAUUUUAUCACAUCAUGGAGAUGUUCUCAAAUUCUCAGGGGAUGCAUUUAUGGUAAUGUGGAAACUACAAAAUGGAAUGGUAAUGCGAGAUCUUGCAACUGAAGCCAUACAAACGGCUUGUAUUAUUCAAAAAUACUUUGGAACAUAUGAAACUGAUAUUGGAGUAACUCUUCGAGUUAAAAUUGCAAUAGCUUCGGGUAAAACAUAUUUCACGUCAAUUGGUGAUCCCCAGUGGAUGUCUCAUUAUAUAAUCACAGGAAAGCCAAUGUGGGAUGCCAAAUCAGCAGAAGCUCUUUGUAGAGGUGGAGAUAUCCUAGUAGCUCCAAGUAGUUGGCAGUGGGCCAAUCCUAAAGAUUAUGUAUUCAAAAUACUCCCUGAUAGUGGGCAUACUCUCAUUUUGAGAGGCUCAACGAUGUGGGAAAGUUCUAAAGAAACAUAUGGAGAUAAAAUAUCAACUAUAGAUCAUUCAGUUGAGAGCUCUAGUAUAAACUCACCGCCGGCGACAACUCAUCCAGCUGAAAUAGAUACAACUUUUUCAAACUUUAAGGAUCAAAUAAGACACAAUAGACUUCAGUCUAUAGACUACAGCUUACGCCCCAAAGUAAUAAAAGUGGCUAAAAAUCGUUUGAAAAAUGAAUUGAAAAGCUACAUGUUACGGCCAGUCAUUCAUUCAGUUGACUUGGAUGAACCUUUGGAACAUUUAGCGGAGAUUCGUCAGGUUGUUAUUGUUUUUAUUAAUAUAGUAACUGACAUUAUUGGAAGGAAAAAGUUAAUUGUAUUAGUAAAUAAAUCAUUUCAAUUAAUUUGCAAAAUUGUAGAUGAGCUACAAGGAUGUGUAAACAAAGUUUCUUUAUUCGAUAAAGACUUGAUGUUUUUGUGUAUUUUCGGGCUUAAAGGAGGUAAACAAGAAUUAGAAGCACAAAUAGCUCUCCGUUGUGCGUCAAGAUUAAAAAGUGCUUUAUCUACAAUUAAAAAUAUUAAUUCUGUAACUGUUGGUAUCUCUACUGGAAUGACAUACUGUGGAGUCGUAGGACAUAUUUUGAGAAGAGAAUACACAGUUAUAGGAAUGCCGGUCAACAAAGCUGCAAGACUUAUGGUUACAUAUAAUAAUAAGAUAGUAUGUGACAGGGAGAGUUUUUUACACUCUAGACUUGAAGCAAGCCAUUUUACUUUACAAAAACCCAAAUAUCUGAAAGGAAUUUCCAAUGUCGGACCAAUUUAUGAAUUUGUCGAACAAGUCAGAAUUCAUGAUUCUGACAACAAAAUAAAAUUACCGUUAUUUAAUCGACAAUCAGAAAUAAGACUUUUCAGAACGUUAUUUAAACAAGCUCGUGAGAAUUGGCGUAAUAAACUAGAAUUUCCUUUAAAAGAUAUGAAUAGUAUUUUAAUAGUAAGAGGUGAGCCAAGAAUUGGGAAAACGAGACUCUUAGAUGAAAUGACACAGAUUAUUCCUGAAGAUAUUGCUUAUCAUUAUAUAACUCUCACUUAUAAUGAUUAUCAGAUACCAUAUAAACUGAUUGACUCAAUAUUUCGGAUUCCAAUGCGAUUGAAAGCGUCAUAUACACUUAAAGACCGUCAGAAAAUCCUUCUUAAUUGCCUCGAGUCAACAAACCAUUCAAAAAAUCUUAGUUUGCUUAAUCCAGUUUUUAAUGUCAAUUUCGAAAAUAGUGCAUAUAUUUCAUCAUUAUCAAAACAGUUAAAAAAUCAGAUUUUGUGUAAUUUAAUUACACAAAUGGUCAUUAAAUGUUUUAAUGAACCGUGGAUUAUUUUUAUUGAUGAUGUUGAAAACGCUGAUGAAGAGUCCCUGAAUGUGAUGCCUACAAUUAUUAAUCAACAUCGAAUACUGUUUAUACUUGGUUUAAUUGAUGAUGAAAAAGAAAUUCAUUCUGUGUGGUCUGAAAAAGCUGAAAUAAUAAAACUUAAAGGUCUUGACAAAUGUUGUCAUGUGGGUCUUGCUUGUCAAUUUUUGAAAGUUGAUGCUAUUGAACCGGAAUUGGAAAAAGUCAUCCAAGAAAAAAGUCACGGUAAUCCAGGAUGGAUUGAAAGUUUUCUUGUUAGUUUAUUACAAGUUGGUGGAAUUGAGAUUACAACAAUAUCUAAAGAACAAUUAAAUGAAACUGAUUUUGUUAUUCCAUUACCAACAAUGAUACGAUCAUCGACAUGUAUGAAUUCUAAAAAAAAAUUGAAGCGAAAGGAUGAAUGGGAAAUGUAUGAAACAAGUUAUGAAAGAGAUAUAUCUUUCUUCCAUGGAAAAGAAGAAAUUACGAUCUGUAAAAUCUCUUCUGAUUUUGACAUUAAUGAUGCUACUGCAGAGCUUACUACUGAUGUUACAUUUUUGAAAACUUUCGAUUCUCUAAAACCAUUGGACCAAAUUUUAUUGAAAUGUGCAGCAGUUUUAGGCGAAACAAUAGAUAGAAAUUUAUUGGAAAAGCUGAUGGAAAAAACAUCUAUUCGAGAUAUUGCCUUAACUAUAGUAAAAAUCUUCAAAAUGAGAAUUCUCGGAUGUGCAACUGGAAAUGUUGAUCAUAGUUAUACUCAAUUAUCGUUACUCAAGAGUAUGAAGGAUAUCAAUAGAAACAUUGAAAUUGAAUGCAAGUGCAUGAAUGUUGAAAUAAGAGAGUCACUUUCUGAUUUACCAAAAUAUGCUUCUUGUAAACAUUUACAAUUUAAGUUUGCCAAGUUUCGUGCUGCAACCUACAGAUUAUUAACUGAGAACCAAAAAAUAGAAUUUCAUAAAAAAGCCCUUAGAUAUCUACAAUAUAGUACUAAAAAAUGUAUACCUUGUGGAGAAAAUUUUAAUGAUCUAACUAAAGUUUCCACUUCAGCUAUAUUUUAUACAAACUCUGAUUCAGAAAAAAAAUUAAAAGAAAGAAGAUUGAGAAAAUGGUUCCAUUACGUAGCUAGACGUUCUGAACCAAAAUUAAUACCAAAAACUUUCUCUAACUUUAAUUUCAUUCAUUGUGAAUGUAAUUCAAUUUUGAUAGCUACCUACACUCAAAUUUUAAACCACUGUCGAGGAAUAGAUCGCAAGGACAAAGCACUAAUAGCUAUGUUAGAAUUCAUUGAGAUCCUUUUAGCCACUUCGAAUGUUCCACAAGCUAAGAAACUUCUUAACAGUGCUGAAGAAAUUUUGAUCCAUACCUAUGUAUCGAGAGAUGACGAAUUAGUAACUGUUCCUUGUUUAAAAGCAAAACUUAAAACAUUUCAAGCACGCUGUAAUCUUCAAUUGGAAUUAAUAGAUGAAGCUGAAAAAAAUUUAGAAGAAGCAUUAAAUAUUAUGGGCUACUAUAUUCCGAAAAAUACAAUUAUUAUUAGGUUGAAGACAAAAUUAUUCUAUCAACAGCUUAAGUUAUCAUUGAUACGAUCGAAACAAUCUGCAAUAGAAACUUAUGAUGAUGAAGCUGCUGAAUAUUAUUGUCAACUUUCUAGAAGUCUUUCUCAGCUCUUUAAGAUAUAUCAAACAAAAGGUUCACAUAAUCAUGCUCAAUUGGUUGCAAUUUGGAGUUUAAAUGCUGCUUUAAAUGGGAUGCAUGAUUUUAUUGCACUUUGUUAUGCACAUGCUAAUAUGAUUACAAUUUUUUCUGACAAAUUAAAGAAUCCAAUGAUUUUGGAGUUUUUAAUAAAUGAUAUAAUAAAAAUUUGUAAUGAGAAAAAGGGCGAUAUAAGUGAGUUGGAAUUAAGAGCAAUACUUCAUCUUUAUGCAAGCAUUUUUUAUUUUUAUUGGAAAAAAGUUGAUAUUAUAGUAGCUACAAAGAUGGGUUCGCAGAGUCUCCUUUUAGCACAAAAUGUUAGCUCUAUUCAAUAUCAAUUGGAAAUUUUACCACGAUUAAUUAUGCUAUUAACUGCUCAAUGUCGAUAUAAAAAAAUAGUUGAUUUACUUAAACAAAUUGAAUUUAUUUCAAGAAGUAGUACAAAUAAAUCAGAUAGAAUGUGGUUUUAUAUUCUCUGUUUGAAUUUCCAAAUAGAUACAGGGAUUAUUCUAAUUACUGCAGAACAGUGUGAAGAAUAUUAUCAAGAAGAAGGAAAAAUGAUUGUUAAAACAAGAGACUAUGAUCUUAAAAACAGAUUUUUUACUCUAAUGUGGUUAUGGUAUUUAAGAACGAAAAAAUGGGAAACAUCAACAAUAUGGAAAAUAAAGAGAAUAAAUGUUAUUACACCGAAACGUUGUUCCACGGAAAUGGCUUUAAUUACUGAAAUGAACAAACUCGAAGGUCUUCUUCUGUGUUGUGGUAAAUUUACUAUUUAA